Molecule: messenger RNA, 1773 nt
Organism: Rotaria sordida
Lineage: Eukaryota; Metazoa; Rotifera; Eurotatoria; Philodinida; Philodinidae
Source: the annotation of a GenBank genome assembly
AUGAAUGUUAAACAAUCUAUACAAAUUUCUGUAUACAAACCAUUUAAAAAUCAGAAAACAUGUCAAUUAGGCAAAGACGAUUCGGAAUUUUUUUUUCAAUUAGCCAUUGAAACAUCAUUAAAAGUACCAGAAGAAUACAAUGAAAACGCUAAGGAUGACAUGUUAAUACAAUGUCGGUCUUAUUAUAAAAAUAAUCAAGCUGAAAUGAAUAGAAUAAAAGAUUUUGAAGAAAACUACCAAUCCAAUUUGGCUAUUUCAUGGUAUACCAAGGAUUCAUUUCUCUAUCGUAUAAUAAACAAAGCAUUACGAACAAAAAAUCUAUCUUUAAUAUACAAAUUUCGAUUUAUUAUUAAGGAUUUACAUAAUCAAUUGACAUUAGCACACAAUCAACAAUUUAUUCCGAAUUCAAAAUCGAUUACUACUUAUCGCGGACAAUUGUUGAAACUUGCUGAAUUAAAUACAUUACGAGAAAAUGUUCAAGGUAUUCUAAUGAUUAAUAUAUUCUUAUCAACAACAUAUGAUGAAGACGUUGCUCGUGUAUUUGCUGGUGAUGGUUCGACGAGUCCUUUUUUAGAAUCAGUUUUGUUUGAAAUGAAUAUACCGUCAACAACAACAAAAAUAUUUGCCAAUAUUAAAGAAUUUAGUAAUUUAAAAGAGGAAAAUGAAUGUCUUUUUACAUGUUGUACAAUAUUUCGUAUUGAUUCGUGUAAAAAAUCAGAAUCUAUUUGGCAUGUUCAAUUAACAUUGAUAGAACAUGAUAUAGAAAAUACAACUUUUAAUAGUUAUCGAUCGUUAGUUAAUAUUGAUCGAAUAAUACCCACAUAUUGGACGUUAUCGUCAAUUUUAUUUUAUUUAGGUGAUAGUGAAAAACGUAAACACUAUUAUCGUAUGACAUUUGGCAGAUUACCGAUAAAACAUCCUGAUUUUUUAGCCGAAUAUUUUAUGCAUGGAUUACACUAUAAAAGUUAUAAUUUAGCAUUAGAAUUCUGUAAAAAAGGAUUUGAACAAGAAUUGAAUUGUUCAUCAAAAUUAGAUUAUGAUACACUUUUCCGUUACUAUAGUGAAAUAGGUUUGAUCUGCAGUCAGACAAAUGGUUAUUCAUUAGCGAUAAACUAUUACAAGAAAGCACUUGCCAUUUGCUUGGAUGACAGUCAUUCAUCAAUCAGUUAUUGUGAUCUUGGAUGGUUAUAUGUUUGGAUUGGAAACGUGUAUCAUAAAAUGGGUGAAUAUAGGAACAUGAUGAACUAUUAUAAUAAAGGAUUGGAAAUUCAACAACAACUUUAUGGUAAUAAACAUAUUGAACUUAUUUCGCUUUACAAUGAUAUGGCAUUAGGGUACAUUGAACAAUUAGAUUGUGAAUCAGCAAAAACGAAUACAAUUAAAUCACUUAGAAUUUUAUUUCCAUCAUCAUCUUGUUCCAAAGGCUAUUAUUAUUUUGAGAGUACAUUCAGAAAUAUAUUGCAGAUUAAAAAAACAUUUGAUAUUUUACUUCGAUUUAAACACAAAUGUAUUCAACAACUAUGCCCCAUGUGCCGUGAAUAUACAAGAAUACAAAAUAAUGAUGGCUCUGCAAAAGAAGCUGAUCCAAUUGAAAGAAUGUAUUUCACGGAAUCGGAUAAAUAUGGUUAUAAACGAGUGCAACUUUCCGACGGACAAACAACAGGCAUUUAUGUUAGUAAAGAUGUCAAUAUAUAUGCAAGUCCAGAUUUAAAUAUGCAUAUUAACGGAAAAAAGAUUGAAAAUCCAGGUGAUUUUAGUCGCAAUCAACGCUAA